Molecule: messenger RNA, 1716 nt
Organism: Tripterygium wilfordii
Lineage: Eukaryota; Viridiplantae; Streptophyta; Magnoliopsida; Celastrales; Celastraceae
Exons: 3
Coding region: 168-1262 (364 amino acids)
Source: RefSeq, a predicted model, not a curated record
UUUUUCACAAUCUCUUUUAAAACAAAUUAUACUAGUAAUAACGAAUCCUUAAUUGUUCAGACUUUCCCGGAAAAAGGGAAACAAACGUAAAUCCUCAAGAUUUCCCUGACCUUGUAGAUCUGCAAAAUCUUGUUCAUCGAUUGGGGGUUGUGGAUGGUGGAUUUGAGAUGCAGAUGGGGCGGGAGAGAGAGACGCGCUAUGAGAGAAACGGCAAUUACGUAGAUCAUCGUCUUCACGGAUAUCGAGAGCAGAGUCCUCCGAAGCCUUCUUCAUUUUCAACCGGUGCGGGUUUUAUCGAACACCGUGUAUCCAAAUAUGACACACCCGUCGGCAUCGCAAUCAAAUAUGGUGUCGAGGUGUCUGACAUAAGAAGGAUUAAUGGCCUGGUUACGGAUCGUCAGAUGUUUGCAUUCGAGUCACUUAAGAUUCCACUACCAGGAAGGCAUCCGCCUUCUUCUUGCUUGACAAAUACCUCUUCUAUUCCAGGACAGAAUACUGACAGGAUCUCAGACUGCCAUUUGCACUGUAAGCCAUUUGAUUCAUUCCAGUUCUUCAAUUCAAAAUCUCCCCAGCGAAAAGUAUCCCCUGCAAUGAGCACUUUACAAGGAUAUUAUGGGCUUAAACCACCAGGUCAGGAUAUUACAUGUGAAGGUUGUGAAAUGAAAACAUACAGUAAAGGAGAUCCUCUUCUUCAGGAAGAUGGUUCGUACCUUUCGCCUUUCCCAGCCACUAACAAGCCUUUAAGCGAACAUCGCAAGUCGAAAAGCUUAGUCAAUGGCCUUCUGGAUCAGAAUGGUGGGUUUGCCGAAAAUGUGCCUGUUAUUGACGAUGGGGAAAAUGACUUUGAAAAAUCAAAUGAAAAAUUGGUGAGAAGACGUCAGAAAUCCGAAGCUGAUUUUUCUCGCACGCCAGAAGUGCUACUGAAGGAUGAAAAUGGCAACGCGGGUGGGUUUUCAAUGAUAAAAGGAAAAGGUUUAGCCCAGAGACAGAGAGCAUCCAGCAGAACUGCUCUAACAUCUGAUGCUGAAUUAGGUGGGAUGAACUCAAUCCCAUUUGUUAACACCGACUCUCAUGUGGGCAAUGGAUUUUCUAGAGUCCGGAAGUCCUCGAGCACACCGAGCUUGCAGGAUCAGGAGAAUGGCGGUUCAUCAUCUAUCUGGCCAACGUCCAACUGGAACAUGAAAUCAGAUUGUCAAGCCCGUUCCAUUGCACCAGCUCCAAGACCAAAUUCAACAAAUUGGAAAAAAACUGCAGUUGAUUAGCUCAGGUUCUACCAUCACUCUUAUUUGACUCAAUCAGUUUUGAUAUUUAUAAUUUCAGGCCUUCAAUCGCUAGCUGUUCAGAGAUUAAAUAGUGGUGAAGGAAACAGGGAAAAAAAGGUCAGAUUAGUACAAUAGAAAGAGAGAACAUAAUUUUUUUGGCAAAGCACAAGAGGAAAGUCCAGAUACAUGUAACUUAUAUAACUGUUUACUAUUUAUUCACAUACAUAUGAAUUUUUCCUGGGAUUUUGACAUGGAUGAUAUUCUUCUCUUCCCUCAGACUGAUGAAAGACAUUGGAAAACUACAAUAUUUAGGAAUGAGCAUAUCACUGUAUGUAUUUAGCCCCAAAUAUAUGCAUGUUUAGUUCUAGUGUACUACUGGUCUUUCAUGUCACUGUUAUGUUAAUGUACAUUCUGAUCUGAGUGUUUGUGUAUCAAUACAUUGCUAGUUUCAGAA